AUCACCCUGAAAAAGAAUAGCGUAAGCCUCAGUCCAAUUACCUUCCUUCUCUUUCCCACUAUAUAUUUUCUACCGUGUUUCGUCGUCUCUCUGAAAGCUUUUUCUUUCAAUUCACCUUCUAAAAUGGCUGCUUCAGAAGUCGUUGUGGUUAUGGAUUUCGAUAAAACGAUUAUCGAUUGUGAUAGUGAUAACUGGGUGGUGGAUGAGUUGGGUGCUACCGAGUUGUUCAACCAGCUCUUACCUACUAUGCCCUGGAAUUCUCUUAUGGAUCGAAUGAUGAAAGAACUUCAUUCACAAGGAACCAAAAUCGAAGACAUUGUAGCUGUUUUGAAAAGAACUCCAAUUCAUUCCCGAAUCAUCCAAGCCAUUAAAUCUGCUCAUGCUUUAGGAUGUGAUUUGAAGAUUGUUAGCGACGCGAAUGUGUUUUUCAUCGACACAAUCUUAAAGCAUCAUGGUUUGAAAGAAUGCUUUUCAGAAAUUAAUACAAACCCAAGCUUUGUUGAUGAAGAAGGCAGGUUAAGGAUUUUCCCUUACCAUGAUUUCACUGAACAUCCCCAUGGAUGUCCUCAUCCCUGCCCUCCAAACAUGUGCAAGGGUAUCGUGAUUGAAAGGAUCCAAGCAUCUUUAUCCGCCAUGGAGGAGAAGAAAACAAUCAUCUACAUGGGGGAUGGACUGGGUGAUUUCUGCCCCAGUUUGAAGCUUGGAGAUGGAGACUAUAUGUUGCCAAGGAAAGAUUUCCCAGUUUGGGACUUGGUUUGCAAAAACAGGAGCCUAAUAAAAGCUGAAGUUUGCGAAUGGAGCAAUGGGGAGGAGUUUGAGCAUGUUUUACUCCACUUCAUCACCAAGGUUACCAUUGACAAAAGCAACACUAAUGGCAACAAUGCUAUUCAGCUAUAUUCAGAUUGCAAAGUACAGACAAUGCCAGGCUCUUCCCAUCAAGCCUUUUCCCAAACCCUUUAUGUUCCUCAUUAGAAUGCAAAACUUGCAGAGGUUAAAAAUAAAACAUAGCUGAUGCCCUUGGUCUUGCUAUUCUUUUAUUGAAAUAACAUUAAUUUGUAUAAUUGUAAUAGUUUCAAAACGUACGAGAAUCAUAUUUAACUUGAAUUAAUUUCUAAAGUAUAAUAAUAGUAUAUUAUCUUUCUUUACA
Messenger RNA from Gossypium arboreum, 1147 nucleotides. Its product is annotated as inorganic pyrophosphatase 2-like. Lineage: Eukaryota; Viridiplantae; Streptophyta; Magnoliopsida; Malvales; Malvaceae. The record is from RefSeq and is a predicted model, not a curated record. Gene Ontology annotation, molecular function: phosphatase activity. The transcript is spliced from 4 exons. The coding region runs from base 124 to 972 and encodes 282 amino acids.